AUGAUUUCUGACCCACUUACGAAGGUGUUUUCUGGUGGCCCGGUAGAAUUUUCAAAUGAAACCGAAAUAUCGAAAGCGGAAUGGAUCAAUGAAGUUCUGAAGAAACCUAAGGAUGUAUUUAAAACCAGACAAGUUUACUACUCUUUGAUGAACGAUGGGAAAAUGGCCGCUAAACUUAGUAUGCCAAGGCCGUUAAACAGUGAUUUCAAAUUUUUCCACAAGACCCACUCAAUCAAAUGGCCUCUCAACUUCGAAAUACUACCUGAACGAAUAAUUCACAUCAAUAAACCGCCACGUGAGAGGGAACGGUUAUAUAAGCCGAUGGGUGAUGAAUUUCAACCACCAGUAUCGAAUGGAUAUAAUAAUACUGUUGUUUUUCAGUAUGAACCAAUGGUUGGAAAAUUUUUUACUACGUCUAAAAUAAAUACAAGCACUGGACACUUAAAACAUUUGUCUAAUGAUCCUAGAUUUCUGCAGUUUGAAUCACGCUUUGAAUGUGGUAAUUUAUCCAAAGCAAUAUGCACUGGUCCCAAUGAGUAUGAACUUUAUCUACGACCAGAUUUAUUCACAAAAAGGUAUACACAAUGGUUCUACUUUCGUGUACAGAAUACAGAAAAUUCUGGUACUUACAGAUUUACCAUUGUUAAUUUCUACAAGUCUACCAGUUUAUUCGGACAAGGUAUGAAACCCCUCAUGUACAGUGAAAAAAUGGCAAAAUUAACCGGUAUUGGUUGGAGACGAGUUGGAAGUGAUAUCAGUUAUUACCAGACAAAAUUCAUGGAGCCAGUAGAAAAUAAAUUACAGCCAAGAAGUAAAUCUGACUACAGAGGAUGUACCACCUACUCUCUGACAUGGAAAUUCAACUUUCCGUAUCCAAAUGAUGCUGUAUACUUUGCUGCGUGUUACCCUUACACGUAUACACAACUUCAAGAAUACUUAAGUCAACUGGCGGUAAAUUCAACGACUAAACGAAUUUGUCAGCAAACAAUUCUAUGUUAUACACUUGCUAAUAAUCCAGUACCCUUAUUGACUAUCACAGAACCAUGUAAAGAUGAACAACAGUUUGACCAAAAAUCGGAAUCAACAGAUCACUCACAAUCCACAAAAGAUCAAUCAAGUAAGAAACGUUGUGUUGUAAUCACAGCACGUGUACAUCCUGGUGAAACACAAGGGAGUUGGAUGAUGAAAGGUUUGAUGGAUUUUCUGAUCAGUGAAGAUCCAGAUGCACAGAUUUUACGAUCUAAUUUUGUAUUCAAGCUAGUCCCAAUGUUAAAUCCUGAUGGUGUGAUCGUUGGUAAUUAUCGUUGUUCUUUAUCAGGUUGUGAUCUAAACCGGAAGUACACAUCUGAUUUGAAGAGAUUUUUUCCUACUAUUUGGCAUACUAAACAAAUGAUUAUCGAUGUUAUGAAACAUCGGAAGCAACAAGUGUUUAUAUAUGGUUGUAAAAAUCAAACUCCUGAAAAUCGUUUCUGUUCACGUAUAUUUCCUGCUAUGCUGGGUAAAAAUAUACCGGAAUUGUUUAACUUUGACAAAUGUAAAUUUUCUGUGCAAAAAGAAAAAGAAGGAACUGGACGAAUUGUAAUGUGGAGAGAAGGAAUCAUGAAUAGUUAUACACUAGAAGCAACAUUUUGUGGUACAGCUGGUGAUGAUCUGGAAGCAGGUUAUCAUUUCAAUUCCUUCGAUUUUGAGAAAAUAGGAUCACAUUUCUGUGAUACACUAUUGGAUUAUAUUGAUCCUGACCAUCAAAAGACGGAAUACAUCCAGCAAUACUUGAAAGAUCGUGUUGUCGCACUGAAAAUGUCUAGAUUGAAUGCAUCUGAUGAAGAUUUACUUACCUCUGAUGAUUCAAUGAGUGAUAGCAGUGACACUGGAUCAGAUAGUUCUAACUGUGAUGAGUUACCUGCAUAUUAUGCAUAUCUUCUUCAAAAACCAAAGAAGAAAAUCAAGCGCAAAUCACGGACGUUGAAUGCAAAACGAGACGAAAAAAUCAAGUCAAUCAAUAAGAAGGAAGUGGGAACUACGAAGGAAGGAAGUAUUGGUCAUUGUGCGCCUUUUCUACAUCGCUUCACUACAUUGUUACGCGACAAAGUUUGUCCUGUUUGUGGUACUUAUGAGAGAAAUAAUCAGCUAUGGAAACCUUUGGAAGGACAGCAAAGUGGUUAUGUUUCAGAUGGAGUCAUUCCUCCAGACCUGAUUUCCCUCAAACCGUAUUAUGAUGACAUAAACAAAGCGGACCAUUGUGUCGGUAUUCCAGUCUAUCAAUAUUCAGCAUCAUCAUAUGGGACAUUAAAUCGAGGUCAUUCAGGUAGUAAGUAUCAAAAAUUCAAAAGAAAAGAAAAUCUUAAACAUGUAUAUGAUUUUACUUAUCAAAAUUUAGAAUUACCUAAAAUUGAUAUUGGAAGUGAAUGUUUUACAAAUCGAUUAAUUCAUGUAAGAAGAGCACGUUCUGCACCUUCUGAGCACAUUUUGAUCACUAAUAAAAGAUUUGAUUUGCCUCAUUUUAACACGGAUGGAGAGAGUGUUCAUUUUAAUUCAUAUGGGAAUAGAAUUAUUUCAACAGAAGAUACUAAUGGUUAUAUUAGUGGUUUUCCUAAUCUGUCAGAUGUAUAUUUCAAGGAUCAGCUAACUUCUUCGCAUAUCCCUACAAUCAAAAACUCUUGCAGUCAUCGAAAAUCUCAAACAAACUGCCUUCAAGAUGAAAGCCCAUCACAGCUUUUUGACAGGAAACAACUCAUCUCAAAUAAGCUAUUCAUGAACAGACCUCCUUUGAGAGUUUCAAAAUCCUUCUCUUCAAAGUAUGAAGAUUACAAUAAACGAAAAUCUAUCUUCAAUGAAUUUAAAUAUCAUUCAAUGGAAAAAACAGUUCCAAUGAGAUCAAAUGAAAAUAACUCAUCAUAUCAUAUACGCAAAGAAUUGCAUAGAAUGAAUGUUACAAAUAGCAGCAGUCAUUUCCGAUGUGCUACUCUAAUCCCAAAAUCGAACAUCAUUUCUCCACAGAAUUCACAUAAGAAGGCGAAGAUAUGUGCUAUGCGAAGACUAAGUUGUGGGCUGAAAAAUCAGGGUGAAAAUAUGCUAAAUACCAUUUCACUUGAUGUAAAGCCAAUUCCAAUCUUUAAGAAAAGAAAUCCAUAAUCUUUUUUAUCGAUUAAAAGGAACAGAUUAGUACUUGUAUUUUACAAUCACUUAUAACGUUUAUAACAAAUGAUUUCUAGUUUGCUUAAUUAUUUUUGAAUAAAAAUAUUUUUCUUUACACUGAUUUGAUUUGAUUAUUAUCUUGACAUUAAUACAAACUAAUUGGACUAUGA
This is a messenger RNA of Heterobilharzia americana, 3305 nucleotides long. NCBI's taxonomy places the organism in Eukaryota, Metazoa, Platyhelminthes, Trematoda, Strigeidida, Schistosomatidae. The record is from the annotation of a GenBank genome assembly.